Molecule: messenger RNA, 7300 nt
Organism: Siniperca chuatsi (mandarin fish)
Lineage: Eukaryota; Metazoa; Chordata; Actinopteri; Centrarchiformes; Sinipercidae
Gene: adar
Product: adenosine deaminase RNA specific
Exons: 16
Coding region: 534-4694 (1386 amino acids)
Biological process (GO): adenosine to inosine editing; RNA processing
Cellular component (GO): nucleolus; cytoplasm
Molecular function (GO): tRNA-specific adenosine deaminase activity; double-stranded RNA binding; double-stranded RNA adenosine deaminase activity
Source: RefSeq, a predicted model, not a curated record
UUUCCUUUCCUUUACUUACACGAGUCAGGCUGUGGAUUUUCCCUUUACUUUCGUGGUGUAAUAGUAAAGCAACGCGUUUUUACAGCACUGCAUACAGCAUUUAUAAGCGAGCGACAGCACUGGUGUUUAUAUUGUGGAAGCUGCGGAAAGGACCUCGCUCAUCCAAAGCGGAAGACCCUGCGCGUUUUUGCCGUUUCACAAAUUAAUAUAUCAGAUAGUUUAACCAUUUCUAAUCUACAAUCGGUCCCGUGCAUACUUUAUGUGGCUAUGUUUUGAUAGUUACUAUUAUUUUCGUAAGUCUCGGUUUAGCCUAAGUCAUCUGGUUAUUGGGAAACUGCAGGAGCAGCGGCGUUAAAACUUCCCACUUUUUCCCCCGCUGUCACUUUCGUUUCAGCUACUGUAGGUGCUCUCAGUGUGCAAUUGGCCUGCCCUGACUUUCCAUCAGUGUCUCCUGUUUGUGCUAGAGGACGUACACUCAUACAGAAGCUGUACAUCCAGCUGCAUCGGCCCCCUUCACGCUCAACCCCUGCGCUAUGAGCAGAGGUAGAGGAGGGCCUUCCAAAGAACACUACCACAGGCAUCCACCACCAGACCUCCAGGCCAAGGAGAAUUACCACAGACCUGGCCCAACUUCAUUCUACCCUAGACCUGGCCCACAGCAGAUCCCAUAUUCAAGUUACUACAACAGCCCUGGCCGUCCCGUAGGUCCCAUACAGCCCCCAGCUCCUUCUUUCAACCCCUCCGCUCCACCCAUACUAAACCACAAUAAAGCGGCCCCUAAUCCAGUGGCCCAUAACAGCUCACAUAAUCAGAAUCACGGUCCCAUUCCUGGUCCCAAUUCCUUUAAGUACCAACAGGUGGAGUUCCUGAGAGGGCAGAGCUCUGAGGCGCCACAGUUCAGAACCAGUCCACGUGGAGGGGGAGGGGGAGUGGUACCUGGUAGGCCUCCUAGUUCCUCAUACCAGCCCCAGUCAGGCUACAGUAGAUAUCCAAACCUCAACAGCAGCCCUAGGGGAAGAGGGCGGUAUAGUCAGGAUCAUUGUUUUGUAUACCCACCCAGUAUAAGAGCCCCGCGAGGAACUCCAGGCCCUCGACACCAGAAUCAAAACCAGUUUGAAGGUAUAAACCACAACCAAUACUCCAACAGACAAUGGUGCGACCAAACAGACUCUCUGAAUGACAGUUUUCAGAAUUUGUCCCUUUAUAGAGACAGGCCCAACAGAGGAGGAGAGAGAUUUGACAGACAUUCUGCAUCCAGCAGCUCUGCAAAUUCAAGCUUUUCUGGAGGUAACAUCUCUCUCACUCCUGACAUCCAGGGCUAUGUUCACAGGUCUUUGGCUGCUUUAAAGCCAAGUGAGAGUAUCUCUGCAAAAUUGUUAGCCAAAAAGCUGCGUCUGCCCAAAAAGAUAGUCAACCAGGCUCUCUACUCUUUAGAGCGCUCACAGAAAGCUUCCAAGCAAGGACUCCUCCCUCCUGAGUGGACUCUUUACAGAGAACCUGUCAGAGGCUUAGAAGAUCGAAACGUACAAAGUCCACCUUCCCAUCGGUGUGUCAGCUCAGAACACCCUCCAAAACCUGCGGCCAAGGUUGAGCUAAAAACAGAAACAGUAGAAAACAGGGGACAAGCCAAAGAAGAGGACUCUGACACAGAAUCCAGUUCUUCUAACUGCUCCUCUUUAGAGUCAUCUGAUUCUGAAGAGUCCCAGUCACCAGCAAAAGGUCAGCACCAGGAGAAACAACAUCCCAGCACUACCAGCUCUCCUGAUCAGGAAUUCAAGCUUCCCGUAAUGGCAGAGCAGAAGGAGCUAGUUCUGCAGUACCUCCUGCAUUCAAGGGAGGCAACUGCUCUCGUCAUAGCCAAAAAUCUUGGUCUUAGGAAUGCCAAGCAGGUCAAUCCUACCCUCUACUCCCUGGAGAAGCAAGGUGAAGUCAUUAAGAAUGGAGAAGUCAACCCUCCCACCUGGGAGCUCUCCACCCACCGCAGAGAGAGGAUGGAGAGGAGCCUUAAAGCCGCACAGAGCACCCCAGCUGAGAGGGGUAAGACACAGGUAGAACCCAGUAGAGAUGAGAUGGGAGGAGGGUCCGUAUUUCUGCCGUCGUCAACGCUACCACCAAUACCAGGCCUCGAGCCACUGCCACUUCCAGAGGGUUGGAUGCCCGAGCAAAGUCAUAGUGAAGCGUCCCAAUCCUCGCUCCAGCCCCCCUCCAUUACCCCAUGUCAAGACGAAGAGAUCAACGAAGGACAGUGGGCCACUGACGACAUCCCAGAAUUCCUAAACGCCAUUCGCAAAGAGACAGAUGCUGGGAAACUAGCAGCAGAGAAGGCCAACGCCGUGGGAACUGUAGCUGUGUCGCUGGCUGCUCCACCUCCCCAGAACCUGUGGGCCAAACUACAGGAGGUGAGGCUGAAGAACCCUGUCAGCGGCCUCAUGGAGUAUGCCCAGUAUCUGGGCCAGAACUGUGAGUUCCUGCUCCUCGACCAGUCGGGACCCUCUCAUGACCCCAGAUUCCGUAUGCAGGUGAUGCUCAACGGGAGGCUGUUUCCUCUCGCGGAAGCUUCCAGUAAGAAGGUUGCAAAAAAAGACGCUGCUGCGGCCACCCUGCGCAUUCUCAUUGGAGAGAUGCAGGGAGGGGCGAGCACAGGGGACGAGGGAAAUACUGCCAGUAUGGACCAAGUGAUGGAUGUACUCCCAGACACCAGUGGGCCAGCUGAAGGCACGGGGGGAAUUUGUGGGACCAGUAGUGUAGAAGGGAUGGGGAUGACGGAGGGACCUCGCCAGCCACUGUCCCGCUCUCUGCCUGGUGGGAAGAAUCCGGUGUCUGUCCUGAUGGAGUACAGCCAGCGCAGCGGGAACCCCAUCGAAUUCAUCAUCACUGGGCAGGCAGGCCCACCACAUGACCCAAGGUUUAUGUACAGGGUGAAGGUCGGAGAGAACUUGUUUCCAGAAGCCUCAGCUCCAAGCAAGAAGGCAGCCCGCCAGCUGGCAGCAGAGGAGGCCGUGAAAGAAUUAAUGGCUGACGGGAGACUGCAGCUCAACAAGCCUCAGUUGCCCCUGGGUUCUUCCAGUGAUAGUGAUGGCAGUGGUUCUGGGACUACAUGUCCCUCUUUGCCCCCUCUGACUGCAGAUGAGUUGCGAGCAGCACAUGAGGCAGGGGUUGGGGACCUCAUCAACCACCUGAACAACAACGCUGUGUCAGGUCUUCUGGAGUAUGCUAGAGCCCGGGGCUUUGCUGCUGAGAUUCGACUAGUGGGCCAAUCUGGGCCGCCACAUGAGCCUAAGUUCACCUACCAGGCCAAACUGGGCGGACGCUGGUUCCCUCCAGUGUGCGCGUCCAACAAGAAGCAGGGAAAACAGGAAGCAGCAGAUGCUGCUCUACGAGUUCUGAUUGGAGAGGCUGAGAGGGCAGCCCGCACUGGGGAGCUUAUCCCAGCUGAGCUUCCAGUGAGUGGCAGCACUUUGCAUGACCAGAUAGCAAUGUUGAGUCACCAGCGUUUCAACGCCCUGACCACACGUAUCCAGCACAGCCUUCUGGGACGCAAGAUUCUGGCCACCAUCGUCAUGAGGAGGGGGGAGGGCCUGGGGACUGUUGUCAGCCUGGGAACUGGAAAUCGCUGUGUUAAAGGGGAGGAGCUGAGCCUUAAAGGGGAGACAGUUAAUGAUUGCCACGCUGAAAUCAUCUCCAGAAGGGGAUUUGUUCGGUUUCUGUACAGUGAGCUGCUCAAGCACUAUGAUGACACAGAUGAUAGUAUAUUUGAGCCAGCGGAGAAAAACAAACUGCGAAUCAAACCUGACAUCACCUUUCACCUCUAUAUCAGCACGGCACCUUGUGGGGAUGGCGCUCUGUUUGACAAGUCAUGCAGUGAGUCAGGGGAUGAAGUUGAGGGUCAUCAGCCUCUGUUUGAGAAUGCUAAGCAGGGCAAGCUCCGCACCAAAGUGGAGAAUGGCGAGGGCACCAUCCCAGUGGAGUCAAGUGCUAUUGUGCCCACCUGGGACGGCAUCCAGCACGGUGAGAGGCUGCGAACCAUGAGUUGCAGUGAUAAGAUCCUGCGCUGGAACGUGUUGGGUCUGCAGGGGGCGCUCCUCACGCAUUUCCUGCAUCCCAUCUACCUGAAGUCCAUCACGCUUGGCUAUCUGUACAGCCACGGGCACCUGACACGUGCUGUUUGCUGUCGGCUGGCAAGAGACAGUGACGCGUUCACCCAAAGUCUCCCUCCUCCCUUCAUGCUAAACCACCCAGAGGUGGGCAGGGUGAGUGUGUACGACUCCACACGUCACACAGGCAAGACCAAGGAGUCCAGUGUGAACUGGAGCUUUCCAGACCAGCACAGUGUAGAGGUGCUGGACGGGACCAAAGGCAAACUGGAUGGGAACAAGCUAGGUGUGUCCAGAGUGUCCAAGUCCAACCUAUUCGGCCUGUUCCACUCUUUGUGCCAGCGGUGCGGCCGCACUGACCUCCUCUCCCUGCCCUCCUACUCCCACGCCAAGAUGUCAGCAAUGUCCUUCCAGCUAGCCAAGCAGCAGUUCUUCCGAGCUCUCGGCGUCCACGGUUACGGCGCCUGGAUCGGCAAGCCUCUGGAAGAGAAGACCUUUGAGGCAGGGGAGGGAACCAGGAGCAAUGGAGCAAGUGUCCCUGUGGCAUACGGCAGCAGUAGAAACGGAGGAGCAAUGGAGUACAAGCAAGAGGAGGCAUAGAACAAUGCAGGCUGCAAUAUUAAGUGGGUAAUAUAAAUAUAUGGGGGGAGAAAAGCACAAGGCCAUGGCUGAUUAAAAGUUGGAUGAGAAGGAAAAAAGGACAAUCAAACAAUUCUUAGCCAGCGACCAGAACUGUAUCUUCUGAUGGAACAUGGUGAAAGGCUCUAGAGGAAGAGUGAUGGAAAAGGACAGAAUAAAUGAGAGUAAGAUGGCAAAGCCUGAUGGUUGAGUAGGGUCAGAGAGAGCUAUGGAGAGAUCCACGGGGUGUACAGAAUAAUGUAAACACUACAUUAAAAAGGAAUUAGUUUGAAGUCAGUAAAUCACCAUGGUAAACACUGCUACAAAUCUGGCUUGUAUUAGUUUGCAAAACAAUUUCUGUUCUUGUCAGCUUCCUUUUUAUACUGUUUAUAACUGGGGGUUGGAUUCAAAUUGUUAUUUUAGUUUUUCUUUUGUCAUUGUAGUGUUUGGCAUAUGCUGCCAUUAUUUUUCCACCUUUCCACUACUUGAUAUGUGAACUAAUUUUUGCAGGUUCUUUGACCAUUGUAGUUUGGACCCAGUUGAUUUGGCCUCUUUAGACCGCUGUUUGUUGUCUAAUUUUGCCGCGAGAGCUUGAGUAGCUGACAAAUGCUGCUAAUUGUCAUUGAGCCUAAUAUGACCCGCCAUUGUAGUAGUGUUUUUAAUUGUGAUUAAGUUAAUUUAGAAUUAAAGUCCUCUGUCAUGAAGUGCUUAAUAUUUUUUCUGCUCCCUAUGUUCUGCUGCAUGGAAAUACAAGCAGCUGCAUUUAGGACAGUGAGCAGAAACAAUGGGAUGCUCUCAGAAGGAAUCUUUAUUUUUUUAAAUUGCACUCACCCUGGUUAGAUGUCAUGAGUAAACUUGGAAAUUAGUCCUUCCUCAGCACAGUCCCAGCUUACAUUGCACAUAAGAAGCUUUCACUGUACAUAAGAAGAACAUCAAUGGCAACUUUAACUCUGAUCAGUGACAAACAUUCACUGUCCAACAUUUGAGGCUUUAGUUCCUGUACAUACUCCAUAGCCUUCGAUCAGGCCUCUUUCCGAAUAAAAUUUUAAAUUACUGUACACCCUCAGCUGUCCAUCCAUCCACAUGCUGUUGCUAUGGUUGCCAUUAGCAUAGGUCAGUGCAUCCCUUUGAUCAGCCCCAUCAUUUCGCUGUGCUUUUAUAAAGAAUUACAAUAUAGAAGUACGCUAUUUCUGUUCAUAUGUUGUGUUCUUGUGUGUGUUUGAGUAUUUCUCCUUUUGUUUCCCUCACUUCUGUCAAUAAGUUCAUCAGUAGCUGGCCAUGCUAGCAAGUCCUGGAAUAUCUCUACUGUCCUGCCUACAUAUUGUUUUUUACAUCUCAAUACGAAAAGGCUUUUAGUUUGUUUUGCAUGGCCAGUUCUUGAGGACUGCUAAGUGAGGACAGUUUUGUUGUCUAAGGAAAGUGUGUAGUCUGUUCUUGAUUUGGGUACAUGUAGAUCGAUGGUGCAGUAUAUACAUCAGGUAUAUACAAAUACAUGAACACACAGAUGUACAGUGGGGUCCAUAAGCCUGAGUCCAGUUCCAGAAACUAUAAUUUAUCGAAAACUAACACAUAUGUUUAGUUAAAUACUUUAUUUCUCAAAAUAUUGCAUACAGUUUGUUGUACAGUUGUUUUUAUUAUUAUUAUUAAUGCAGUGAGUAAAAGAAAAUUGUAUUUACAGAAAGCUGAGAUUUCUCAGUAUUUGCUGUGUCCACUGCACUGCGCUUGUAUUGGUCAAUGUUGUGCAGAAAGGCAGCAGAGGUUUUUUUGUAGAACUUGACAAUCCACAUUAUCUGAGCACUCUUAAGAGCAUGUCAGAGAUGUACUGUAAUAUGUCACAGUUUGUCUCUCACAGAUAUGUGUUGUGUUUGACGUCUGGUAACUACAGAGGAAAAGCCAUGCAAGUCAGCACUCCAUGAUACUUCAAACUAUUUGGUUUAGCUUUGAUGCGCACACACAGCCAUUGUUUUGCUGGAAAAUUCUUAAAAAUCUUUUAAGUUUUAAGCUUCAAGUGAUGAUAUGCCUCUAGAGAACAGAGUGGCACCUCUCUCUGGUCAAUGUGUUGUUAGCUCUCUUACUGCAGCCCUGAAGUUUUAAUUGAGGACUUUGUUACUGUCUUCAGCAGUGAUAUAUACUAUUGUUUGACCCUUAAUAAAGACUUAAAAACAAGUGGAAAAUAUUUUCUCAUCAGAAGUCCUCUUCAUCAUCCUUUAUCAAGUUACAGCACUAGCUGCAAAACAGAUCAGUUGUUUUUAGUAUUUUUUGCAUUUCUUUAAAGAUUGUUAUUUUGAUUUAUGUCAGCUCUGAAUUACAUUUUUAUUAGUUUUGUAGUUUUUAUCAUUGAAACGUACAGUUCUUGGUAGUGGACUCAGACUUUUGGACCCCACUGUAUGCAAAAAUGGAUGAAUGAGUAUAAUGCUGUAUAUGCAGUGUCUGUCUGUGUGUGUAUGUAUAUGUAUAGGUUUAAUGUAUAUAUUUUGUAAAUCAUCUACAAUUGCUUUUCUAUAAUUUUUUUUCCUGAUGUUUUAAUGAAACUGCAAUGGAAUAUGCUGUUUUUUUACCAAAAAAUAAAAAUAAAAUAAGUAGCAGUG